AAAGUCAAUAUAAAGGCAUGUAAGCUAUGCUUUGUAAAAAUCAUCAGAUCUGAAAAAUCAAAUUUCAUUUCCUCUUGCUCUCUCCUACUAUUUCCACCACCACCACCACCACCACCACCACCACCAAGACUUUCCACAAAAAUCAAUGGCAGAUUGGUCUCAGCUUCCUAAAGAACUUCUGCAAUUAAUAUCAGAAAAAUUGAAUAGUGAAUUCUACCUCACUCGCUUUCGUUCUGUCUGUUCCACGUGGAGAUUUUCCAUACUAAAACCAUACAACCAUUUCCCCUUGAAUCUUCCGCACUUCUUUGACUCCAAUAAUUCCGUUAUCCACAAACUCUGCAAACACAACAUCUUUCUCAUCAAACCACCCUCAACACCAAACCAACAAACUCCCCGCCCUUGGUUGGUCAGAAUCAGUCCAACUUCAACGGGGAAAUUUAACCUCUGGCAUCCCCUUUUGUUUCACCAUCGUAUACCAUUCAGCCUGCUUGACUUCAACCACCUCUCCGUCUUUGAUCUCGGACACAUUUAUGUUGAGGGAAUGUUUUAUCCAAAUUCAUCUACCACUGUAUAUCAACAUUAUGAUCGCGGUGUUGCCACGUUUCAAGGGGGACAGAUUCUGGAUAUUGUCGCACACAAGUACAUCGGGCAGCUGAUGAUGUUCCGUUGUGGGGACGAUGAUUGGACUAAGCUCCCCAAUGUGGCACAUUUCAACCAAGACAUUUGCAUUUUUAAAGGUCGGCCUUGUGUAACAUAUAGAACUGGUCGAACUUUGAUGAUUGGAUCAGAUUUGAGCGUUCAUUUGGUGGCUAAGCCGAUGCUUCGUGCCGAUGGAUGUGGCACUGUUAGCAUUAUAGUGGAAAAUGAGUCUGAGUUGUUGCUAGUUCACAAAUAUAAAGAUCAUUAUGAUCGUGAUGAUUACGAUGACGAUGAUUAUGAUGAUGAUGAUGAUGAUGAUGAUGAUGAUGUUCAUAAUGAUGAUGAGAUUGUCAGGAUUGAUGUAUUUAGGCUUGAUCAAAAAGAGAAAAAGCGGUUGAAGCUGGCAAAUUUAGGGGAUAGGGUUUUGUUUUUGGGGCAAGGCUAUUCGUUCAUUGCUUCUGCGCUGGAUUUGGGUUUUGACAAUGGGAAUUUUGUGAUUUAUUGUAAUGAUAAUUUUGAUGCAGCGAGUGAAAUGAGUAUUUUUCACUUCGACCAACAACGAAAUUCACUUUUUUCUGAUUAUCCACAUUACUUCAAGUUGGUCUGGCCACCUCCGGAGUGGAUCACCAGUAGAUGUUUGUAAGAGACUAUUUCUUUUCUGACUUAGGAACUACUUAACUCACUCUUGAAGUUUAAUUCAAAUUAGGGUGUACUACUUAUGAGAUUUAAUCUUUGAACGCAGUGGUAUGGUUUUUGGCAGCAUACUUUCUGUCAAUACCAGUAAGUUACAAAAUAAUCUAGUUAAACAUGCUAUAGAAAAAAUGUAGCACAAAUAAAUGGCUAAUUUGGUUCUUCCUAAUUCUUGAAAGAUAUACUUAAAUAUGGUUGUAGUUCAGACAAUUAUUCUAUUUGUUGUCUCUAACUUUUAUUAUGGGAUAUACGUUCAAUUAUACAUCCUCAGUUUUUUUACUGUAUCCACUUGUCAAUCUUUAGAAUAACUUCAACUCUAAGACUAAGUUGCAGUGUUAUCAAAUUCAAAUAGCGGCACAAUGGCCACUAUGGCAGAUAUACAUGGCGGAGUUUUGGACUUGUCGCAAUGGUAAAUAUUGGUCGAUAUUGGGGUUUUUCUGCUAUAACAGUGCAGCAAAGCAACCAGUAUGGUCGGAUUUUUUGGCGCUCCGCCAUCUGCCAUACACAACACUGCUGAGUUGAAUAGAGAUCAAUUCAAAUGAUAUAUUGGUAAUUCGGUGGCAAACAUGUUGUCACUCUAUUUGCAAUGAAAGGUCUUCCUACAUACAUCUACCUCUUUCUUUCUCUCUGAUGUAAAACUUCUGUACCAUUACAUGUGAUUUGUCAUCACAUGUUUUAUAUCUUGGUUGGACAAUAGAAGAACCAUUGUGAAGCUUUCUUUCCUUUCUAAAAAGUGAUUUUUUUAAUUCUAAUCUGUCUUUAGCUUGUGUUUGAAGAAGAGUACUUAGCCAUGGAAGGAGAGAGUUGAUGUUUGCAGCUGUUGCUGUUUGUUCUGUUGCUGGUGUUGCAAUGGCAGAUGAAGAUGAACCUAAAAGAGGUACCCCAGAAGCCAAGAAAAAGUAUGCCCCUGUUUGUGUCACUAA
Vicia villosa (hairy vetch) is the source of this 2252-nucleotide messenger RNA. Its product is annotated as F-box protein SKIP23-like. The record is from RefSeq and is a predicted model, not a curated record. NCBI's taxonomy places the organism in Eukaryota, Viridiplantae, Streptophyta, Magnoliopsida, Fabales, Fabaceae. The transcript has 2 exons. Gene Ontology annotation, molecular function: protein binding. Bases 146 to 1282 code for a protein of 378 amino acids.